AUGGAUGGUUCUCGGGUAACUGACACUACGAAGAGAUCUAAUCCACAAUCAAAUCCCGAAUAUGAGCCUAAGCCACCACCACAUAGCGAACCUCCGCAGAAUCCACAACCUUCUCAGCAUACCCAGCAUCAUCACCAGCACCAACAUCGACAUCGACAUCGAUCUCAACACCAAAAUUCUAACAUUGAUAGGUCAUACACACCAAAACUUAAGUUUACAAAUUUUUCUGCCCAGGCUCCAAUAGUGACAAAAUAUGUAACAUCUAAAUUUUUGAGACACGAUUUAGAGCAAGAAGGAUCAAAAGUUAUUGUUAUACAUCCUGGAUCAAAAUAUCUUAAGAUCGGGCGUGCUUCCGAAGCUUUUCCUUACAUAGUUCCGAAUGUUAUUGCACGACAAGUGACAAAUUGGAAGCAAGACGACACGGAAAAAAUGAAUAUUGAUGACAUUCAAAAUGAAAAUGUUAAAAAUGAGAAUGUAAAGGAUAAAAAUAAUAGUGAGAAGGAAGACAAGGAUUUGAUGAACGAGAAUAAUGAUUCAACUCCUGAGAAUUGGUCAGGUUCGCGUCGGCCUGUAGCAAAUGCACAAACACAAGUUUUAUCUUUUAAUAAAUCAUCUCAACCAGAAAUAAUUGCCGAUCAUAAUGAUCCAUAUAAAGUUGAUUGGACAAAUGUUGAAGAAGGUAUUGAAUGUUAUGUUGGAGAAAAGGCACUUCGUCUUGCCAAUUCAGAAAAUGACUAUAAAUUAUUCUAUCCUAUACAACAUGGGGAAUUUAAUUCUAGAGAUUAUAAUUCAAUAAAAGCAGUGACACAUUCUGUUAUACUUAUUAUUCCUGAUGUAUAUAAUCGUUUAUACGUGUCUGAGAUGGUAACGAUGUUGCUUCGAUAUAUGGAAUUUCGUCGUGUAUUUGUAGCGCAAGAAUCUGUUUGUGUUAGUUUUGGCGCUGGAAUUUCUGUUGCAUGUGUCGUGGAUAUUGGGGCACAAACAACCUCCGUUACUUGUGUGGAAGAUGGAAUGUGCAUUCCAGAUUCCAGAAUAUGUCUUCAUUAUGGUGGGGACGAUAUUACAACAUUUUUCAUAAGAUUAUUACGAAAGAGCAAAUUUCCUUAUUCCGAAAUUGAUUUAAACCGGAUGUACGACUGGUUGCUUGCGGAAGAAAUGAAAGAGAAAUUUUGUACACUGGAUGAGGCAAAUCUUUCAAUACAAUUAAAUGAAUUUUAUGUGAGAGCACCCAAUAAUCCAACAAUAAAGUAUCAAAUUAAAACAUAUGAUGAUGCCAUUAUGGCUCCCAUGUGUAUUUUUUAUCCUCAUGUAAUCAAUUUCCAAAAAAAAUUAGCGGAAUUUCCUCCAAAAUUUGUAUCUCAAGCAAUAGAUGAUAUAACUGAAGGUGUUAUUGCAGCCACUGUGCCUCCACCAGGUCCUGUGGCGCAAAAGCCAAAAUCAUCUGCUUCAACUCAAAUUAAAUCAUCUUUUCCAUCACCUUCACCUCAACCUCGGGAUAGUCCGGGUCCAGCUACACCUCUUAGACUUGACAAUGUAACUACAUCCACAAACGGUCCUUCUACUCCAUCUGCUACAACAUCAUCGACACGUAAUCACAAUGGAUUUCAUUUAGAACCUACAACAACACUUCCGCUUGAUGAUGCUAUAAUUCAAAGUAUUAAUGCAGCAACUGGUGAAGAUAGAGUAAAAAAAUUUUAUUCCAGUUUAUUAUUGGUUGGCGGUGGUGGACUUAUCCCAGGAAUCCAUAAAAUGUUGGAAGAGCGUUUAUCUGUACGACAAGCUUCUGAUAAAUUUGAAGUGCUCGGUUCACCAAGAGAUAUGGACCCAAGAUUGUUGGCAUGGAAAGGUGGAUCAGUAAUGAGUAAAUUAGAAAUAGUUAGUGAAUUAUGGAUAAAUUCUGGUGAAUGGGAGGAAUUGGGAGUAAGAUGUUUAAGAGAAAAAGCUUUGUUUGUAUGGUGA
Diversispora eburnea is the source of this 1959-nucleotide messenger RNA. The record is from the annotation of a GenBank genome assembly. Lineage: Eukaryota; Fungi; Glomeromycota; Glomeromycetes; Diversisporales; Diversisporaceae.